Messenger RNA from Paraphaeosphaeria sporulosa, 1590 nucleotides. RefSeq lists its product as uncharacterized. Bases 1 to 1590 code for a protein of 529 amino acids. The transcript has a single exon. NCBI's taxonomy places the organism in Eukaryota, Fungi, Ascomycota, Dothideomycetes, Pleosporales, Didymosphaeriaceae. The record is from RefSeq and is a predicted model, not a curated record.
AUGCCAGGAGAGUUCCGGACCAUUCAGACGCCUUGCUACCGUUGUAGGAGACUAGGAGUUCCUUGUGUAAUACGACAAACUAUCUUGGGUCGACCGAGCCCCAAAAAUCGUCCGAGUGCAGCUACAAUUUGGCUACACACUGAGACCGAACCUAGGAACGUUAUCUCACCUAUUUUCAUUGAGCUUUCCCCUGAGGCAUCGGAGCCAGAUGACGUACAGGAAGAAAGAAUUCCAUCCAGCAACUCCAUAGUUCCGUUGAGCAAGCGGUGGUGUACAAAUGAUUCUCGACUGGACCAGUCACAUCCCGCACGCUGGUAUGGUGGUCAACUACUAGUCCACACACCCCAGUCACCUGAGACAGCCUUCACCAUUCGCGCCAUCGAUACUCUUCGAUACGAGGGGGUCGAGCGAGAAUGGUUCCGACAUCUCCCGGCUUAUGCUGGACAUUCACAUGCCCUAGACUUGUCUAUCAAAGCUCUUGUCGCUGCUUGUGCCUACAAAAGAGGCACACCCCGGAUCACACCCGGCGACUGUUACCAAGCCCUAGCACUCGCCCUCAGUGCUGUGAAAACGAGCAUUGUGCAGUCCUAUGGAGAGCCAGAUGACUCUAUGCUCGCGUCGACGGCAUUGCUGGCGCGCUUCGAUGGCGAAAUACAGAAAAAUUAUAUUCCCACACGUCUACAUGUCGAAGGGCUGGCCACAAUCUUAGCAGCAAGGUCUUCGACAUAUCAGGUAACCCCCAUUGCGAGGGACAUCCUUGAUUUUCACGCCGGCGAGUCUGCUAUUAUGGCAUGCAUUCAGGGAACGGCUUCUCCUUUCGAAAAAGUCGAUCGAGCGUACUUUGCCAACAGCAAGAUGAGAUGCAGCAAGGGCGAUCGCACGCAGCUCAAGGCCUUGGGCAAUGAGAUGUUCAUUGGCCUUCCUCGGCUUGUGGGACUUGUUCGCUCAAUACGACUCGAACCAUUUGUGGAAAAUACCCUGCAUUCAGAUGCUCUUCGGCUGUUAAGGCCCCUUCUCGAACUGCAAGAUUCCCAAGCCGAGGAGAGACUACUACAAGACGCCAAAACUUGUCCCUCAGAUGAGACUGACACUGCUUCGCCACUCGGUCUGAGCCUGCAUUUCGCCUCUUACAAGGAUUUCGAAGCACUCACAUAUUACUGGCAAAGUCGCUUGUCUCUUCUCAGAUUAGAAUUGCGCCUCUAUCGGCUAUCCGUGUCAAGCUGUGCCCACGCCAAAAUCACAGAAGCAUCUGAAAUCCUGGUAGGGCCACGGCUCGACGAGAUGGUUCAGCUUGCGAAGAAUAUUCUGAUGUGCGCAGAAUAUGCCUCGACGUUACGCCUAAACAAACAUAUUCGCUUGUUUGCCCACGCGCUGGUGGUCGUGUGGGGGGUGACUAUGGACAUCCCAGGCCCUUUCGGGCAUGAUCAGGACGGCAAAGGAUCGGAUUUCCUGGCUGAUUGGCUACUGUGCAGAGUAAAUGUCCAUCGGCACGAAAAACUGCAUCUCACCGCCGAGGAUAUGAACAUCGCGGCAGACAUCUUUGUGGGCGGACCGCCCAAAGGCAGGUUCGCAGAACGCUUUGGCCUGUGA